UUAAUAAGUGCACAAUUGUAUUAUGUAUAUAAAAUGUAAUUUGCUUUAUUCUUUUUAGGAAUGGGACUAUGUAAAUGCCCCUUAAAGAAAGUAACCAAUCUUUUCUGUUUUGAACACAGGGUUAAUGUUUGUGACAGUUGCCUCCUCUCUAAUCAUGCUCAGUGUAUAGUCCAAACAUACCUAAAGUGGCUGCAAGACUCCGAGUACGUGCCCCAGUGUAGACUCUGUAACACGCUACUUAACGAGCACCCUACAGUCCGUCUCUCCUGUCUCCAUGUGUACCACAAACACUGUCUCACUAACCACGCUCAGUCCCUACCUCCCACCACCGCCCCUGCUAGCUACACUUGUCUUACUUGCCAGGAGGGGAUAUUUCCUGAUGCCAGUAACAAAUCCCCAAUUGCUGAAGCGCUGCGGAAGUCCCUUGCGACAGAAACUUGGGCCAGACCAGGGCUAGGUUUGCCAGUACGAGAGAGGAUCCCGGAUAAUGGUCCUCCAGGCCCUCCUCAGCUCGCUAGCACUCCUGCUCCCCACAGAACUGCACCUCCAGUCUUCCCUGAGCACACAUCAAAGCCUCCCACCGCCACCCCAGCAGCAGCAGCAGCGGUAGUGCCAGUACCACAACCAGCUCCUCAACCAGCUCCUACCGUUAGCUCCGUGGUGGAACCAGUCCUUGUAGAACAAACUAAAGUUACCCGCCAGGAUAGCAAGAUACCUGUUGGGGUUGUUACUCCUGUUUCUGGGUCCUACGAUCGUAAGAACAUGGUGGUAGACACGCGCGACGCAGAGCCCACGAGACCUAGCGUGUCUGCGUUUGAUUGCGAUGAAGACAAAUACAGGCGGAGGAGUUUGAGAGAGUGGCUAACUCGUUGGUUCAGAUUGCACUCAAUAAGCAAAGAUAGAGAUGAUCCCUUAUCUGCAAACUUGCGGCGCUGGAUUAUCUUAUUUAUUAUCGGUGUAAUUGUCCUUCUAACGUGCAUUCUGAUGUUGACACGUGUAACUAAUGACCAUGCUACUAAUGAUCCGUUCGUACAUCUGGGACACGAUAACAAGGUCCAGAUAAAUCCUAAAUAGAGAAUGUUUGGAGUUUAACAUUUUUGUCGAUUGUGGUAAAAAUGGAUCCCUUGAUAAUAUAGGUUGAGUAAUGAGUGCAUGAUUGAUGAAAUUUAUGGAAUGGGGUGAGAAAUUUUAAGUAAGUUUUAAGCUAGGAUAUAUUGAUUUUUUUCUCUUUUGUUUUUUUUUGCUUUUGAUUUUAUUGCUUGAGAAUGUUGCAUGCAGCAUGUAUAAACCUACAAUUUAAAAAAUAUUUUGUUGAUCUUAAUUUAUGAUUUUUGGCAGACGUCUGUUAGACAGGAUAAUUUUUUAUUUUUGCCAUCAAAGAUUCAGUAGAUUCGCAAAUUGUAAAGGUAUAAUGUUAAUUUUAACAUGGGUUCACAUUGCUAGAUUUUCAAAUUUAGCUUAGUCAUGACAAAAACUUUUUUGAAUUUUGAAAGUUUUAUUGCUUGUAAAUUGGUAGCUUACAAUGUUGUAAAAUAAUAAGUUAUUUUAAUCUAAACGAUUUAACAAUUUACAGUAAUUAAGAAAAAAUGUGCAUUAGCUUUCAGAUAUUAGCAUUGACUUACAUUUUAUUGUUUCCAGUUGAGCUGUUAAACGAAUUGUAAAUCCUUAUUAUUUUAGUUUCUAAACUUCUGUGGUGGCAUGUAUUUAAUUCAGAACGAAACUUAUUUAAA
Bolinopsis microptera is the source of this 1730-nucleotide messenger RNA. Its product is annotated as zinc finger protein-like 1. The transcript is spliced from 6 exons. Gene Ontology annotation, cellular component: Golgi apparatus. The record is from RefSeq and is a predicted model, not a curated record. Bases 61 to 1074 code for a protein of 337 amino acids. NCBI's taxonomy places the organism in Eukaryota, Metazoa, Ctenophora, Tentaculata, Lobata, Bolinopsidae.